AUGGCGGUACCAACUCGUCAUGCCGUCGCGGCAGAUGCGAAUACAUGCGGUUACAUCCCGUUCCCGAUGACUACUCUCAUGUUCCCGCAAAACGCCAUUCCGUACGCCUGCGUCAACCCCGAGACUGACUGCAUCUCCUCCGGGUCUUACAUGGGCUGCGGGAGCCCCAUACCCACGACAUGCGUGGAGACCGCCAAAGCCGUGAGGAGAUGCGAGCCUGGCCAACUCUGCUGUGGGCCACAGCCUCACACGGCGUGCUGGACAUGGCACUCGAUCGACGAUGCCGCGACUUACACGCUUCUUCAGUGCAGCUCUGCUUCCGGUGUCGGGACGCUGAUAUCAGAUUCCGUAAUGCCAGCGGGCACUUUGACCGUCACUACGAAGGAUGAAUCACCCAGAACCAGUGACGACGCCAAGACGACUGGUACGGCCAAGGUAUAUACUACCACAGCUGGGGUCUCUGUCACCACCAAGACCAGGCUUCUGGUACCAGACCUCCCUUCGGAAACCUCCAAUGCGGCUGGCGAAGCCUCGCCUGGCGCCAUCACAGGGAGCAUUGUUGGCGCGCUUGCCUUCCUAGGCAUCUUGAUGGGCGGGACAUUGUUUAUCUGGAACCGGUCCAGGAAGAAGAAGCGGCUGGCUCACGAAGCUGCGAUAGGGGGGCCAGUGACGCCCGUGAAGAAGAGGGACAGUAUCUUGGAGGUCCCGUAUCAUGCGGGGGCCAUCAACGUUCCUAUGCCAUCCAUAUACGGUGGCCGAUCGGAAAGGAUACCAAGAGCCGAAUCUGAUGUUCAAGAGAUUCCGACCAAGCCACCCCGAAGACCAGCGAGAAGUCCGGCAAGGAAGAUGAAUGUUACUGAGGGCGGUUGGAUCUGA
This is a messenger RNA of Colletotrichum orchidophilum, 876 nucleotides long. RefSeq lists its product as uncharacterized. Bases 1 to 876 code for a protein of 291 amino acids. The record is from RefSeq and is a predicted model, not a curated record. The transcript has 3 exons. NCBI's taxonomy places the organism in Eukaryota, Fungi, Ascomycota, Sordariomycetes, Glomerellales, Glomerellaceae.